UCUUCCCCGUGCACCGCACCCUAUCCUUCUCUCCCCUCCCCACUGCUCCAUCUCACUCCGCCGGGGCUCUCCCGCCCCCGACCACCGCACCGCCAAGCCCAGCGGCGCGCCACCACACUGCGCGCCCCGCCAUGGCGGCCGCCGCCGCGGCGCUCGCGAGCUCGCCCCUCGUCCACCUCACCGCCGCUGCCCGCCUCCGCCUCCCCAGGCCCAGGCCCUCCCCCGCGGCCUCCUCGCGGUGGGGGUACCCGCGAGGCGCCUACCUGGACUGGAGGCCCCUGAGGCGGUGCGACCGGAUGCGGCGCUUCUCCGUCGACGAGGGCGGCGGGGGCGGGGAGGACGGGGAGAAGCGGGGCGAGGAGGAGGCCGCAGCGCCCGUGGAAGCCAAGGUGGGGGCCGCGGAGGAGCUGGGCUCGGAGCGGAGCCGCUCGGGAAGCUUCUCUUCCUCGUCAUCGCCAUCCUCUGCGACUCCUGGUGUAUCAAGCGAGCCUCCUCUUUUGAGCUUCAGUGUGGAUAAUAUCGAUACAGUUAAGUUAUUGGAACUCCUAGGCCCAGAAAAGGUUGAUCAAGCUGAUGUCAAGGCUAUCAAAGAGAAGUUUUUUGGCUACACAACAUUCUGGUUGACAAGAGAAGAACCUUUUGGUGAUCUUGGGGAAGGAGUCCUUUUUGUUGGGAAUCUCCGAGGGGACAGAGAGGAAAUCUUUGGAAAACUUCAGCGGCAGCUACGUGAACUUACAGGUGACAAAUAUAAUCUUUUCAUGGUGGAGGAGCCCAAUUCAGAAGAGGAUGACCCACGCGGGGGACCACGUGUUAGUUUUGGUUUGCUUAGAAGAGAAGUUUCUGAGCCUGGACCUACUACCCUGUGGCAAUACGUUAUUUCACUGUUACUUUUCCUUCUCACUGUGUUCUCCUGUAUUGAGCUAGGAAUUGCAUCAAAGAUAAGCAGUCUUCCACCAGACAUUGUUUCAUAUUUCACUGAUCCAAAUGCUACUGGACCCCCACCUGACAUGCAACUUUUACUUCCAUUCGUGGAAUCUGCUCUGCCAGUGGCUUAUGGCGUCUUGGCUAUCCAACUAUUUCAUGAAGUUGGACACUUUUUGGCAGCAUACCCAAAGAAUGUGAAACUGGGCAUUCCUUUCUUCAUUCCAAACUUCACUCUUGGAACUUUUGGUUCAAUUACUCAGUUCAAAUCCAUUCUACCAGAUCGAAAGACAAUGUUUGACGUAUCAAUGGCUGGUCCUUUGGCUGGAGCUGCACUUUCUUUUUCGAUGUUCUCUGUAGGCUUGUGGCUCUCCUCAAAUCCUGCCGGGGCAACUGAUUUAGUUCAAGUACCCAGCAAUCUGUUCCAGGGUUCUUUGUUGCUUGGACUUAUUAGCAGAGCAAUACUUGGUUACAGUGCUCUGCAUGCUGCUACGGUUUCUAUCCACCCUCUUGUGAUCGCUGGCUGGUGUGGUUUAACAACUACUGCCUUCAAUAUGCUUCCUGUUGGAUGUCUUGACGGUGGAAGAGGUUUACAGGGUGCUUUCGGUAAGGAUGCUUUAUUUGGAUUUGGCUUGACGACUUAUUCGUUGCUUGGACUUGGAGUGGUACCUGGGGGUCCGCUGUCUCUUCCUUGGGGCCUAUACGUGCUACUAUGCCAGAGAACACCUGAGAAGCCAUGCUUGGACGACGUGAGCGACGUCGGCACCUGGAGGAGGGGCGCCCUGAUAGCGUCGGUGUUCCUCGUCGUGCUGAUCCUCAUCCCCCUGUGGGACGAGCUCGCGGAGGACCUAGGUGUAGGACUUGUCAGCUCGUUCUGAGACACAAAAGUGUUUUACCGGUAGAAAGCUAGGCCAUGAUGCAGGUCAAUUUUGCGCCUGAAUUUAGCAAAGCGACAGCGAAAUCGUUGUAAGUUCAUUCACCCGGAGGUGGAAAUACGAGUUUUUACUCCUGGGGCGCGUGUGUAUGCAGAGAUUUGCAGAGGGACGGGGACACAGCCAUUGAAUUUACCCGUACGGCCGGGGCAGAGGCGCUGCCCCAUCCAGGCUGUAGCCAUAGUUUGAAAUCAUUGUCCGGUACUCCGGCUGUACAGUAUACAGUAAUGUGCUGCGAGUUGGCACAGGGAGCGUUGUUUGUUGAUGUGCAAUGAUUGCUCCUCCGGUAUCGUAUCGCGUUGCAGCGGCAAAUCAUGCGCUUUAUUUAUGCUAUACGUUUGGACGAGAA
Triticum aestivum (bread wheat) is the source of this 2202-nucleotide messenger RNA. Its product is annotated as probable zinc metalloprotease EGY1, chloroplastic. The transcript is spliced from 10 exons. Lineage: Eukaryota; Viridiplantae; Streptophyta; Magnoliopsida; Poales; Poaceae. Gene Ontology annotation, biological process: proteolysis. The coding region runs from base 132 to 1799 and encodes 555 amino acids. The record is from RefSeq and is a predicted model, not a curated record.